AUGGGGCAGAGUUCCAGCCAAGCUCAUCCCCCACAGCAGCAGAUUGAACUCGCGGGGACGCCGACACCUGAUCUGAGCACUGUUGAUGCUGACGACGACGCGCUAUCCCAGCCCGCAGCGGUAGAACUACAGCCUCCGAAAGUCACCAAGACAGCACCCGCAAAAAUACGACCGAAAACGACCAGGAAGCGCACCAGUGACAACACACAGCGACGACUGCGCAGUCCGCAACUUGCUCAGAUCGAGGCGUCGGCGGAAAUGAGUGAAGAGGAGCUACAACCUCCACGCAAGAAGCGAAAAUCACUUCCCAAAGCAGCUCGCAUUGACGACGAAGCGCAGCAGGUAAAACAGGAACCUUUCAGUCCGUUGCGCAAAGCGAAACCGCGCGCGCAGGGACGCUCGCGUGCAGUCCCAUCGUCGCCGCCACAGGUUGUUAUCUCUACGAGCGAGGUUGAGGUAGCAACGCAGGCGCAAGCUCUCAAUGAUCCGGUUGGUGCGCUGCAGAGACGAUUGUCUGGAACGAAAGAACAAGCUUCGCGUGACGCGUCGAACAUUACGGCCGAAGGCCAAACCCCUCUGGCUCAGCUGCAACAGCCGAGCAGUGACUGGCUCUUUAAGACUGACGAACCUCUAGCGGAGGCCACUGCAUCACAAGAACCAGCUAUCGUUGUGGGCAUGAAGGAGCCGGUGAAAGACCACGGGGAGGUACAGCAACAGAACGAUACGCCGAUGCGACUCCAAGGUGACCCAAAUCCUGAGCAGGACAUCAUGGAGGAUACCAGAGGAGAUGAGAUGAAGACUUCGGACACGUGGCCAGCACAUCUGGUGCCGGAGCAGCACGAAAUCGCAGAACGAUGCCAACAGCGCACGCUUACUGUCGGCGAUUUGGAGAUGGAGCAGCUAUUCCAACACCCAAUGAACAGAUGGGAGCACCACGAAAACUCUCGGAAAGCGGCCCGCAAUGUCUUGAGAGGACACAUCGUGAAUUGGGACCUGGAGCGCUGCGUGUACAAAGGACUGGCCAAGUAUGUCGAGGACGAAAAUGGCGAGGUUACUAUUGUCUAUGCUGCGAAGGGCGAAAGGUUUCCAACACCGCACCACUCUAAAGCCGCGAAACGCGAGGCAAAGGCCACGAAAAGGUUUUUGCGAAGCACUCGGGAAGCUCUUCACGCCUCCCUGGUCAUGAGUGAGCUUGAGGCUGAGAAGUUCGCCAACGAGCCCGCUCUUGAUGAUACUGCAUCCGACCAGGGCCUCGAAUCGGCCGAGGCAUUCGAUACAGCGCAGUUGACCAAUUCUAGCGGCGGCGCAGAAGCAGAUGUCAUUGAUGAAGCUACCAGGGAGGACGUGGAACUAGUUGAACCAGCCGAGCUGAGGUAUACCGAGCACGACGAGAACGAGGGAGUUAUUAUUGAGGAGCAAGCAAAUGAUGAAACGCUUGAUAUUCACGAACGGAAAGAGGCUCUCCGGGAGGGCCAGGUUGAGCCCGAGAUUGAGACGAUGGCAGAUAACGCAAGACUGGAGGCAGAAAAAGGCCCUGACGAAGCAGAGGAAGGGGAAGGGGAAGGGGAAUCGCAAGAGCAGGAAGUCGCACCAGGACAUAUACAGAACCGAGAGCUCGACGCAGAAGCAGAGCCAACACUUGAGGCGCCCGUUCGUGCGCAACGCCGCCGCGUGGAGAUAGUCGGGGAAGAGUCUGACCUCGAGGUUGAUGAAGAAAAGGUUGACGCUACUGGAGAGCAAGACGAGGCUAUGAAGGAAGCCGAAACGAGAGAUCGAGGACCACCAGCAAUUGGGGAAGAAGUGGAAGGAGAGAAUGCUCAUUGCGAGACGACAGCGAAGCGACGGCCCAAGUCUCGAACUGUCAAGCCGCAAAGUCGGAAGGAGAAUAAUGCAGAUCCACUCAUGAAACGACAGAAAAAGGUCAAACAGGUGUCUACCUCCAGGCCUGCACCUGCACCUGCACCUGCAAUGACGAGUGAGGAACAAUCAACACCAGCAGCACAUGCCCCCAUCCCUACACCCCCACAAUCUCAAAAUACGCAACAAGGCCACACCGGAGCUCCACAUCCUACGAUGGCACAAGUGAAGGACUGGCUUGUAAGUCAAUAUGAAGAGCCACCGCUCCCACCAGACGAGCUGGCCGCCAAGCCUGCCAAGACCGUCGCCCGAAAGCGAAAACCAAAAUCUUCAGAUGACGACGCAGAAUUCAAUCUGCCAGAAAGCGAAGCAGCACCAGAAGGCGAUCACGACGUUGCGGCCACAUCAGCUCCACCCAAGACCAAGAAGAAGAGAGCCAAGAAGACAGAUCACACUGCGAAGACUGAUAUGUCUGAGAAUAUUGAGGAUGUGUCUCGGCCUUCCAAGGCCAAAAAACGGAAGUUGAACGAAGCUCAGUCUGCCGAGCCCAAACGCCGGGUGACUAUGAGCGGACCCUACACGCACGAAGAACAGGAAACGGCCGACAAUAUCUUCAUGAGGGUGCUGGAUCGGGAAGGUCUACAUGAAGCUGACCUCAUUGCACAAAUCAAGAAUUGGAAGACAUGCUGUGUCAGCUUCAAGACAGCCAUGUUCGACGCAUUCUCGGAUCGCACAGUGGACUCUGUUCGCAAGUUCUGUCAGCGUCGAUGGCACGGUCAACAACGUGGUCCAUGGACGCAGGAAGAAGACGAUGCACUGCGAGCUGCGCACGCAAGUCAGCCCGGAAAGUGGACUGUGAUCAGUGAUUCCGUUGGCAGGUCUGCUCAGGACUGCAAGGAUCGCUGGCGAAACCACCUUGAGUUCGGCCCCAAGACGGUGGGCCCGUGGACUGUGGAGGAGGAAGAGAAGCUCAUGGCGGCAGUGGAAGAGUGCAUUGACAUCAUCAAGAAGGAGAAAAGCGACGACCUUGGGCUCAUUCAAGACCCCGAGCGCCUGGCAACAUUGGUCAAUUGGGGCGUGGUGUCCCAAAAAUUCCAUGGACAACGGUAUCCGGCGCGUUGUCGCGAGAAGUAUGCCAACAUGAUUGCGCUUGGCAGAAAUAGGACUCACAAGCGCAAAAGCGGGACUAGCAGUUUGGAAAAUCGAGGCGAUGAAGAUCCACGCCAUAUCCUCAGCGCCAGACGUAUCGUGGACGGGUUCGAGAUUGGAGACUACUACGAUGUGUUCGUCGAGAUACAUUCUUCAUUCGAUGAUCCUCACCAGCACUUUCGCGACGACAAGCAUAUGAUGUGGUCUAUUGUGUCGACGAAAAACCUGCACAGCCGCUUUGCUCUCUACUCGAAACCCAGCUGCUUGCGACGUGUCGCCUUGGAGCGAGCCAUUGCGACGUGGCCAGCCAAUAAUGCCAAGAUCAGGAAGAGACUCGCAAGGGUUGACACCAUGCCUGCGAAAGCUUUAGUCCUAGCAGAGUGGGUCGAGAAGACCAAUGCCGGACGACUUGAUAGUAUGACAAGAACCUACCGGCCGGAGCUGAUCGGCAAGAGCAAGGAAGAGCUGAGUGAAAUGAAGCAAGCUCGCAAGAAGGAGUACUUACAGAGGCGCAAGAAGUAUGAUAAGUCAGAAGCCUAUGUGCAUGAUUCCGAAGACGAUGAAGUCGAUGGAAACGAUGAAAACGAUCCGAUAGACUCCCAUGAGGCUCACGUCCCAUCUGCGGUGCUCAACGAGGGCGAAGACGAGACACCCAGCGAGGAUAGCAACGAGGAGGAUGAAGAUGAGGCGUUGACUGCGAACAAGGAAAGUGGCGACAACGAAGAAGAAGAAGAAGACGAUGGAUUCUCCGAGGUCACGCAGGAAGUUCCAGCUUCGCAGUUCUUACCUUCGCAAACUCUACCUCAGGACGAUGACAUUAGAAUGGCCGAUGUUGAAAGUUUGCAAGGCACGCCCAAUAUCAGCCCAUCGGGCUUUGUCAACAGACUGAAGUCUAGUGGGAGCAGUAGACGCAAGACGGUUGGCUACAGCAAGAAGAAUGCAUUCAAGGCAAAGCCACUCCGGCAAUCUGGCUUCUGA
Messenger RNA from Sphaerulina musiva SO2202, 3984 nucleotides. RefSeq lists its product as uncharacterized. Gene Ontology annotation, molecular function: DNA-binding transcription factor activity; transcription cis-regulatory region binding. The transcript has a single exon. NCBI's taxonomy places the organism in Eukaryota, Fungi, Ascomycota, Dothideomycetes, Mycosphaerellales, Mycosphaerellaceae. The coding region runs from base 1 to 3984 and encodes 1327 amino acids. Gene Ontology annotation, biological process: regulation of DNA-templated transcription. The record is from RefSeq and is a predicted model, not a curated record. Gene Ontology annotation, cellular component: nucleus.